Cuscuta epithymum is the source of this 1171-nucleotide messenger RNA. NCBI's taxonomy places the organism in Eukaryota, Viridiplantae, Streptophyta, Magnoliopsida, Solanales, Convolvulaceae. The record is from the annotation of a GenBank genome assembly.
AUUUUGCUCAAAUGAUAAGUCAACUCGACCAAAAAUCGAAAGAGGACACAGUUAAUAAGCUAUUUUGCUCUAAUGAACUGCCAUAUUACCAAAUACAGAGUACAUAUUAAGCUAUCCUAAAACCAGCUACGUAUAAAUGUACAAACCAACAUAUAGAUCAUACAAUUACUUCUCAUAUUAAGUUAACAUUUUAAAGAUGGAAUGUCAAAUCUUAAUAACUUUUAUCAAGGUCUUAAAAUCAAGUAGGAAAAUAAUUUUAUACAUUCCCUUUUAGAGGCUCAGAUCUGUGUUUCUAGAGGGAAAUGGAAGCGAAAAGCCAAAAACCGCCCCAUGGCUGCUACAACAGAAUGAAUUUCCAUGUUGCCCCGCCAAGUUACGGAUAUGGCCUUCGAAAUCUUCAAAAUGAGUAAACCUAUACACAGAAAUUUCAUCACAGCCCCUUCACUGUUCCAAUGAUGAAAACAGGUUUGAGAGGAAGGGGUAUAAAACUCUCAAAUAAGAUUUCAAUCGAAAAGCCAAAAACAUCCGAUGAACAACAACAACAUCCAGCCUUAUUCCCAAAAGAGUUUGGGGUGAAAACUCCCAAUCGAUUGUCCCAAAAUAAACCUUUAGGGCUACUAUCCUCAUUUCACAGGGCCUUUAAUAUUUUCCGCAUUUUUAGUACAGAACACUGCAUAAAACAAUGUUUUUUUGGAAUAGAAGAGGCUCAGAUCUGUGUCUCUGAGAGGAAAAUGAAAGCUUAUUCCGCCAUGGCUGCAACGACCGGUUGCACUUCCGGGUUGCCCCGCCAAGAUACGGGUUAGGUCCCCCAAAUUCCUCAAAAUUAGUAAGCCCAGAAAGAGAAUACACAGAGCCAUUUCAUCACAGCCACUUUACGAUUCCAGGAAUAAAAGAAACAGAAAAUGAUGAUACUCAGUAAUACUGUAGUAGUAAGAACAAGAUUAACGCCGAGUGUUAACUAAUCAGUACUCCGUACGUAGUAUAUCGCGAGCGAGGACGAUAGAUAAUAAGAUGAAAGGGCUGUUCGGCCAUGGCAAAGAAACAUCAUGUGCAGAUGAGAGGGAGGCAACCGCCCUUUCAAUAAACUCCCACCCCUCUCCUGCCUCACUCCUUUCUGGGCUGCGUCCGGAUGGAUGACAGACCAUUUCGCAUUUAUAUCGUACAAAAUGCU